Messenger RNA from Neospora caninum, 3138 nucleotides. RefSeq lists its product as hypothetical. Bases 1 to 3138 code for a protein of 1045 amino acids. Gene Ontology annotation, biological process: Golgi organization; intra-Golgi vesicle-mediated transport; intracellular protein transport. The record is from RefSeq and is a predicted model, not a curated record. The transcript has 11 exons. Lineage: Eukaryota; Apicomplexa; Conoidasida; Eucoccidiorida; Sarcocystidae. Gene Ontology annotation, cellular component: membrane; cis-Golgi network; COG complex.
AUGCACCUUCCUGCCGCCGGUCGUCCCGCUGACCUCUCGUCGGUCUCUGAGGACCGGAAACUGACCGCUGCCGUUCCACUUCCGCCUCACGCGCAGCACCAGGCGUCGCACUCUGAAUGUAGGCCCUCUUGCGGAACGGAGGCCGAAAAGCGCAAAGACAGGCGACAGGCGGCACGCAGAGAAGACGAGGGACCUUCCGACCCCGAGCGCCUUCUCGAGCGCUUUUCGCAAAUCUGGGGUGACUCCGGGAGCCUGCGGGGCUACUUGCCCUCGAAUCAGAGAGCGACAGACAGACACCAUGGGAACGCGAAUCUCCCAGCAGACAAAGGACCAGGCAGAGAAGGCGACUUCCUCCGUUACUGCCGGGCCUUUUAUCGUGAGCAAGAGAGACAGCAACAAAGCCUGUUGCAGAGACCGCUCGACGAACUUGAGAGGCUGCGCCGCCCCCUGGAGGAAGUUCUCGAAGGCGUUGCCCAGAUGGAACGCGACGGCGCGCGGCUGCAUUCGGCGAAGGAAGAAGUCCAGCGGUGCACGUCUGGCAUGCAUCGCGCAUGUCGCCACCUCGUCCAGGAGCAAACGCAGCUGAAACACAUCAUCGAAGUAAUCCAAAGUCGUCUGGCCUACUACACUCGAUACGAGGGCCUCAGGCAGCUUUUGGAGAGCCCGCGUCUGAUCCUCACUCCUUCAACGUCUGUUUCGUCUUCGGGUUCUUCUUCCCACCUCUCCAAUUUCCCCUCUGGAGGGGGAGGAACUCUGGACGUCCCGGGGUUGGCGAAAGCUCUCGAGUUCAUUGACGAGGCCGCACAGUUCUUCUCAGUGCACCCGGACUACGCGGAGGCUUCCGCGUACCUACGGAAGUACGAGCUCCUGGGGACCCGCGCGCGCGCUGUCGUGCGCUCAGCCGUGCUCCAGAGCCUCGAAGCUUGCCAGGCGUCGGUCGAGAGGCGGCUGCAAGAAAGGCGGAGCGACGCCUCUCGCCCUUCCGGAGAAGACCAGAAGAACCAGAACGGAGAGGGUGGAGACUCGACAGCCUCGCGAUCCGCUCUCGAUCCCGCGCUAUUCCACGUGCCGUUUCGAGUGGCAGGUGCGCCGCUGAAGGCGCUCACGGCGCUGCUCGUCGAGCGACAGAGAAAAGGCGACCAGGAGGCCUACGCAAGCGCCGUGGACCAACUGGAGGCGAUCUUUGUGGGAACGCGUCUUCGCCUUUUGCUCCCAGCGCUGAAGGAGGAGCUGAGCCGCCUGCUGCUGACGCAUGCGACGCUCCCAGACGCGACGCGACACAUUGCGCGGUAUUGCGUCUCGAUAUGCGAGAUGGAACUUCGCACUUUCUACGUUUUCUUUCCUCGGAGACGACAAAAGGAGGCUCUCAGGACGCUCCUCGAGGCAAUCGGCAACUGCGCCUACGACUGCUUGCGUCCCCCAGCUCUCGCCUGUGACGCUGUGGAACAGCUGAGCGAAAUUGUCGAGUCGCUCCUUCUGGACGUUUUGCAACCGAUCGAUGACGUCGAUCCCAGCAAGGCGGGCGACCUUGCUCCCUUUCUGUCAGCCAUCUACAAACUCGUUCGAGACAUCCAAGAGCGGCUCUUGUUCCGAGCUGACUCGUUCAUUGACGAUCGCGUUCGGCGCUACCCGGCAGCUGCGCCUGAGCUCGUGGCCUUUAUCUUUACCUCAAUCGGCUUUCUUCCUCCCUUCUGCUCGCCUCUUUCCCCUGUUUCCUCUGUCUCUGCGUCUGCCUCUUCUUCCUUCUCGGUUUUUUCGCCUGUCCAGCAAGCUCUCCAUCUGGUUACGCUCCUCCGACAAACUGUCUCCGCAGAGGCCUUUGGGUCUCUCUGUGGCGCGGCCCUCGAGGCGUCUUGCGUCGCUCUCUCUCGCGCCUGCCUCUCGCUCGAAAGCGCAAUUCACAGCCGUCUUUCCCCUCAAUCUUGUCUCCCCGCGAAGGCAAUCGAGGCCCUACAAAACGCCACACACUCCUCUCCUUCUUCUCCUCCUUCUCCUUCUUCUUCCUCUCCUUCUUCUUCCUCUCCGUCCUCCUCUGCUUUGGAGUUGGGUCUUCCUUUUCAUGUGUUUCUGUGGCGCACGUGCGAGGCGCGUUGUCGGGAGACUGCCGAUGCCGAGAGCGAGUGCGGGGAGCGUGGGGCGCGUCGCGUGGAAAACGUGGCCUUGCGUCUUUCCGAAGAGCGCGAAGAAGCCUUCGCGGACUUGUGGGCGGAGUUGAUUUGCGCGUUUUUCCUGCUGAAACAUGUCACCGUUCUCCACAGUUUCCUCGAGUCUUUCGAGGAUCUCGCCCUCUCUCCAGCGUGCCGAAAAAUCUCCUUUCCGCCGCUCCUUUUCGGCAGCCGCCGCGCCCUGCGGGCGUCGGCCCUCGACGCGGGAACAGCAAAGGACGGAGCAGCUCCGCAAGCGAAAACGGAAAACGCGAAAGAGACAGGCAGUUCGCGGUUUUCGCUGCUUUCUUGGCUGUUUCUUCCGAGCGCACAGGAGGAGGCUUUCGACAUGCGUGAACAGCUGCAGCGCGAGUCGAAGAGUCGCCUCGACAGUCUGCUUGCUGCCUUGGUGGCUGCCUUCGCUUCGCCCCUCGAACAGAUCCUCGCCCAGAUCCCUGCAGAGCUCCGUGCGGAGACACCCGAGGGAAAGACACUCGCGCAAAUGCCUUGCAUGCAAGAAGAGCAUUUAAAAUGGGCCCUCGCAGAAUUUCGACACGGCCUGAAAAUCCAACUCCCCGCCGUUCUUCUCCUCGCCAUGCUCUUCUUCGACGUCCUCGGAGCCGAAGAAAGAGAAGAAGAUGAAGGACGAGCCGAAGAAAGAGAAGAAGAUGAAGAACGAGAAGAAGAAAGAGAAGAUAAAGAACGAGAAGAAGGAGAAGGAAGGGUUGAUGGGCGGCUGUCGAGGAAAUGGAGACGACGGAAGCAGGAGGUCUUGGAAAGUUUGGGAUUCCUUAUUCAGCCUCUUCUGUCGGGAGUUCUUUCCGCCUACGAGGAGUUCUCUUCUCUUUUGGAGACUGCUUUGUCACCCGAAGCGCGAGACGCGAUCGACUGGAAGUCACCGGAAGACCUCCAACUCGCGCUGCUUCUCCCGGCGUGCGAAGCCGCCUUUUCGACGGCGGUUAAACUCCAGGUUACUCUCUCUCCUUCCGAGUAA